AUGAACCUGCUGAAAGGCGCGCCAAAGUCCAUCGCCAGAGACUGGAUGAACGAAACUAGAAUUCUGCUGGAAACUCAACAGGCGGUGGACACGUUGUUGGCGUACGCUGGUGCUAUAGGUCUAGUGUUCCUUGGCGCUGGAGAUUCGAAGAUUAAUGAUAGAAAAAUACGAUUGGGUCAGAGCCGAAGAACGUAGCAAGGUUAACCCUUCCAGUGGUGUGUUACAUGAACGCUCUAGUCAUAACGUUGUUAAAUAA
Molecule: messenger RNA, 256 nt
Organism: Heterotrigona itama
Lineage: Eukaryota; Metazoa; Arthropoda; Insecta; Hymenoptera; Apidae
Source: the annotation of a GenBank genome assembly